AUCUUUAAUCUCCGUUUAUAUGUGGCGGGUGAAGCUGGGCUGAUUCGGAGUGGAAUCAGGAGUUCGGUAUAGCAGGAGAUUGGAUGGGUUUGUCGGCAUCAACGCGAGUGAAGAACAGCCUGUCCCAGUCGCCGGAAUUCGAGUCAGCAUGCGAGGCGGCCUUCUCAUACUGCCUCUCUCAAACGCAGCAUGCUUUCCAAGGCGUCUUCCCUUAUCAACUCCACGCCGCCUCCGAUUACAUCCAUUCUCUUCUCUCCGACGCCCACCCCCACCGUCUCAUCCUCAGGUGGCUUUCCGCUCCACCCGCCCGCUCCCAGGUCGAUUCCGCCCUCCGAUUCAUCACUCCCGACGACCACCACGAUGCGCUACUCGGGCCCCUCCAGUUUAAGGCCUGGGCCCUCCACCUCUACACUGACGCCGUCCUGUCUAGUGCUGGCAAAGCCCUUCUAUUCCGUGUUCCCAUUGGAGUCGCUGGGAUAGCUGGCAUCGGAGCUCUCACUCGCUCCGGUAAUCGAUUCGUUGGCACUGCUAUCGGGGCCUACUCUCUUGGCGUCGCCUUCUCUAUACUUGCUGGUCUGUCCGGAUGAUAAUGUCUUCUCUUUUGCCAACCAUAAGAUCCGUCAUGGAGAGAAAUCACUGAUAUGUCCACAUUAUCUGGAUGCUCGGCCGUUAGCUGUUCAGCCAUUCGCCUGCCACAGCUUUGUAUCACCUUCUUCUAGCUGUAUAGUUGUUUAUAAUUAUAAUUGUUGUGUGUUGCCAUGGCUUUAUGCCAAGCUUAUUAGCAUACCAUAGCUCAUCACUUGUGUUUCCUUGAAAGACGAGGAGUUGCUAGAAUCUUCCAUGAGAUGAUAUAAACCUGUGUGGAUUAUCUCCUUUGCAGUAGCCACUGUUCCUUCAAAUACUCGGCUCCGCCAUCUUGUCUUCCAUAAUAGCCAGCAAAUUUGUCCAUAAACUUUUUAUUCAAGGCCAUCAGUUGAAUAUAUCUUUUCCUUGGUUACG
Messenger RNA from Neltuma alba, 999 nucleotides. RefSeq lists its product as uncharacterized. Lineage: Eukaryota; Viridiplantae; Streptophyta; Magnoliopsida; Fabales; Fabaceae. Bases 84 to 587 code for a protein of 167 amino acids. The record is from RefSeq and is a predicted model, not a curated record. The transcript has a single exon.